Dendronephthya gigantea is the source of this 923-nucleotide messenger RNA. Its product is annotated as E3 ubiquitin-protein ligase RNF181-like. Bases 108 to 569 code for a protein of 153 amino acids. The record is from RefSeq and is a predicted model, not a curated record. The transcript has 7 exons. Lineage: Eukaryota; Metazoa; Cnidaria; Anthozoa; Malacalcyonacea; Nephtheidae.
AUUUACGUUACGUAAUGUUUAUUACGUAAGUGGUGAAAAAUAAUAUAAACUUAAAACUUUUUACAUAGUAUUUUAGAUAUUUAUACAACACACAACAGACGAAGAAAAUGACUUCUUUAUACUUUGAAGAACACGACUGCAGCGACAAUGAAGGCGACAAUCCAGCUUUGGAUCUACUUUUGCUUGCGAGAAUGUUUAUGAGAAGUGAAGGAAUGAUUGAUGUGGAUAUAAACAGUUUUUCUGAAGAACUAAAGGCACCUCCUGCUUCAAAGAAAGUCGUCCAAGAAUUGCCAAGAACCAAGGCUAAAAAUACACCGACAGGAAAGGCAUCUUGCCCUGUUUGUUUAGAGAAAUAUGAGAAAAAAGAAGUCUACAUUGAAUUGCCUUGCAUGCACAAGUUUCACGAGGACUGCAUUCUGUCUUGGUUAAAUCAGACAAACUCAUGCCCAGUUUGCCGUCAUGAGUUACCAACAGACAAUUCAGAAUAUGAAGAAAUGAGGAUCCAGAAAGAACAUGAAAAGCAACGAACGUUUCGAGUGGCGGCGUUACAUUCCAGUAUGUUCUGCUGACAAGCUCAAAGCAAUUUCACAUCCUAAUGUGUAGAAAUAACAUAUAUAUACUAAUACUGUAGUCAGGGAUGAUGGGGAACAGGGAGUAUGAGCAUGGGUUACCAGGGUUGGGAUUUCAAUAGCUUAGGUAAUGGUGUGAUAUUUUUACCAAUGCAGGUUACAGUCCUGCAGAAAUCUUUAGAGGCUUUUGUUUUAUUAUAAACAAGCAGCGAAAUGAGAGGAGAAUGUUGAAAUUUUAAGCAAGGAACCUUGCAACAAGUAUCUUGCUCAAAAUGACAAGGUUCGUCUUUACAUUUUUCAUCUUAACAAAUAUUAAAAGCGCCAUUUGUGGAUAAAUUGUAAAAAAAAACAUGU